AUGGUAGAGUUUUAUGAGUUAUGGGUUGUGAUAGUUUCACUCUUAGUGUUGAAGCUAUGCCAUUGGAUCUAUCAAUGGAGCAAUCCAAAGUGUAGCGGAAAGCUUCCUCCAGGCUCUAUGGGUUUUCCGAUCAUCGGAGAAACUUUCGAGUUCAUGAAACCUCAUGACGCUCUUCGGUUUUCAACAUUCCUCAAAGAGAGACUCCUUAGACAUGGACCACUUUUUCGGACAAGUUUACAUGGAAACAAAGUUAUAAUCUCGACGGAUAAUGAAUUGAAUAUAAAGAUAGCCAAGACAUAUAGAAUUCCUGGUUUCACCAAGAGCAUAACACAGCUAUUUGGGGAGAACAACUUGUUUUUGCAGAGCAAGGAGUUCCAUAAUCAUGUCCGAAACUUGACGUUCCAGUUGUUGGGCUCACAAAGUUUAAAACUGCGAAUAAUUGAAGAUAUCGAUCUCUUGGCUCGUAAACACAUGCAGGAAGGAGCUAGGAAUGGCUACCUUGACGUUAAGGAAACGACGAGCAAGAUCUUAAUUGAAUGCCUCUCAAAGAAAGUUAUGGGUGAGAUGGAACCAGAGGCGGCGAAAGAACUCGCUCUCUGUUGGAGAUUUUUUCCGAGUGGUUGGUUUAGAUUCACCGUCAAUCUUCCUGGAACAGGUGUCUAUAGAUUGAUGAAGGCAAGACAGAGGAUGAUGAAGAUACUAAAGGAGACAGUAAUGAAGAAGAGAGCAUCAGGAGAGGAGUUUGGGGAGUUCUUCAAGACAAUAUUUACAGAAAAUGAAGGAGGAAAGGAAUCGAUAAUGAACGUAGAGAAGGCGGUCGAUUACAUAUAUACCUUCUUUUUGAUUGCUAACGAAACAACACCACGGAUUCUUGCCGCUACGGUAAAGCUCAUAAGCCAGAACCCUCAAGUCAUGCAGGAGUUGCAAAGAGAGCAUGCCGGAAUUUUGGGAUCUAGAACUGAGAAGGAGGCCGGCCUAACAUGGGAAGACUACAAAUCCAUGACUUUCACUCAUAUGGUGAUCAAUGAGUCUCUUAGGAUCACAACCACGGUGCCGACAGUCCUUAGACUACUUGACCAUGACAUCCAAGUCGGUGAUUAUACGAUUCCAGAGGGUUGGACCUUCAUGGGCUAUCCAAGUGUCCAUUUCAAUCCCGAAAAAUACGAUGAUCCUCUAGAAUUUAAUCCAUGGCGCUGGAAGGGAAAAGACUUGGGCGCGAUAGUCUCCAAGAAUUUCACUCCCUUUGGCGCUGGUCUUAGACUUUGUGUAGGAGCUGACUUCGCUAAACUGUUGAUGACCAUGUUUAUCCAUCAUCUGUGUAGAUAUAGGUUUGUUUUUAUGAUCGUUUAA
This is a messenger RNA of Arabis nemorensis, 1350 nucleotides long. NCBI's taxonomy places the organism in Eukaryota, Viridiplantae, Streptophyta, Magnoliopsida, Brassicales, Brassicaceae. The record is from the annotation of a GenBank genome assembly.